Oryctolagus cuniculus (rabbit) is the source of this 1725-nucleotide messenger RNA. It is a transcript of the gene RRP7A, whose product is annotated as ribosomal RNA processing 7 homolog A. NCBI's taxonomy places the organism in Eukaryota, Metazoa, Chordata, Mammalia, Lagomorpha, Leporidae. Gene Ontology annotation, cellular component: UTP-C complex; CURI complex. Gene Ontology annotation, biological process: rRNA processing; ribosomal small subunit assembly. Gene Ontology annotation, molecular function: nucleic acid binding. The record is from RefSeq and is a predicted model, not a curated record.
CGGGACGCGCUGCGCCGUCGUCAUGGAAACGCGCCCUGCCCCGCGCAGAACUACAACUCCCGGCGGCCCCCGCGCUUCCGGCAGGCAAGAUGGUGGCGCGCAGGAGGAAGCUGGCGGCUCCGGGCGGCGAAGAGGCGACGCUGAGCCCGCCGGGCUACUCGGCCGUUCCAGUCAAGUUCUCAGAGAAGCAGCAGGCGCCCCACUACCUGUACCUGAGAGAACACAAGGUUCGAGAAGGCGCCCCGUCUUCCUGGCCUCAGAAGCGCACCCUCUUUGUCCUCAACGUGCCCCCAUACUGCACGGAGGAAUGCCUGGGACGCCUCCUGUGCCCCUGCGGCCUCGUGCAGUCCGUGCGGUUGCAGGCGAAGCCUGACCUCGCCGAGAGCCCCGAGGAGCCCACGUCCAAGUUCUUCCACCCCAAGCCUGUUCCCGGCUUCCAGGUGGCCUACGUGGUGUUCCAGAAGCCAAGAGCCGUGUCGGCUGCCUUGAGCCUGAAGGGCCCCUUGCUGGUCUCCACGGAGAGUCACCCUGUGAGCAGUGGCAUCCGCAAGUGGAUCGCCGACUACGCAGACUCCGUGCUGGACCCCGAGGCCCUGCGGGUGGAGGUGGACACGUUCAUGGAGGCGUACGACCAGAGGACAGCCGAGGAGGAGGCCAAGGCCAAGGAGGAGGAGGGCGUCCCCGACGAGGAGGGCUGGGUGAAGGUGACGCGCCGCGGCCGGCGGCCUGUGCUCCCGCGGACAGAGGCGGCCAGCCUGCGCGUGCUGGAGAGGGAGAGGCGGAAGCGCGCCCGCAAGGAGCUGCUCAGCUUCUACGCCUGGCAGCACCGCGAGGCCAAGAUGGAGCAUCUCGCACAGCUGCGCAAGAAGUUCGAGGAGGACAAGCAGCGGAUUGAGCUGAUGCGGGCCCAGCGCAAGUUCCGGCCCUACUGAGCCUGCACCGCGGGGGCACCUCCGGGACCCCCGCCUGAGGACAGCUCGCCCUGGGCCUGCACCCAGCCCCACCCUCCACGUGCUCCGUGCCCCCUCCCUCUGUGGAAAAGGGCAGUGAGAACUCCAGGACAGUUUAUUUCCCGUUCUGCUGGGCCGCGGGGAGAGGGUGCAGGGCCUUGGGGCUGCGGGCCCAGGAGCGCCCGUCCUGGCCUCCACCUCUGCUGCCGGUGCUCGGAGUCCAGUCCCCCCGUGAGAGUCAGAGCCGGCCGGGACCUUGGAGCGGGGGGCGAGCUGCCUCAGCUGCAGCCGGGCUGGGGUCCCGAGCUCUGUAAGAAGGCGCUGAUGACACCGGCCACGUGGUGGGGCUCGUUCAUGUGCACGUAGUGGUUGCCUGGGACUUCCACGAACUGGAACCGCUGUGGAAGCCAGGGGUGCGUGGUGAGGUGUGGCCCUGCCCACCCGAGAGCAGCAGCAGCCGGCCUGGGGCCCCAGGCAGCACCCAGGGGUCUCGGACCACACGGGCAUCAGGGCCACGUGCAUCACGAGGCAUGGCGGGGCGGGGUCUGGGGAGGGGGUCCUGAGUGGAGGCAGAGCAGCCUCCCACCUGCCCCUGCUGGGGGCACGGAGGCCCCGCCCCGCCUCUGCCUGUGGAAGCUCCCAGGACCGGCACCAGCUUUGCAGCCAGCGCACCUGGCCGUGUGCCACCAGGCAGUGGAGGGUGAUGGGGCUGCCGUCCCGCGUCACGCCUGGCCUGAAGCAUGUGGACAACAGUAAAUCGGCAAGGUACUGCCAA